AUGGCGGGCAACAACGAAGUGCACGAGGGCGCGUCGGUCCAAGAGAGAUUGAUCGAGGCCUGCAGGAGAAACAACGUCGACCUGCUCACCGAGGUCAUCGAGGAGACGAACGACGACGACAAGAUGGCAGACCUGCUCAACAACACCAGGACCGUCAUGGGCAACCACCUGUACCACGAGGCCGCCUCGCAGGGCAACUACGAGAUCAUCGACAUGCUCCUCGACCAGCACGGCUUCGAGUGCGACCCCGUCAACCGCGUCGAGGGCGACACGCCGCUGCACACGGCCAUCCGUUGGAUCAACUCGGAGCCCCCGGCCCAGCGCGAGUUCGGCGCCGCCCUCGUCGAGAUGAUGCUCGAGGCCGGCUCCAAUACCCGCGUGCGCAACAAGGGUGGCCUCACGCCCCUGCAGCUCGUCGACCCGUCCAACCCCGCCCUCAAGGAGGCGAUCCGGAAGCACGAGUACGCCACCCUCAACGCCGGCGACUUUGUGGCCACCGACAGCGGCAGCGGCAGCAGCAACAACAACAACAACAACAACAACAACAACAACGCGCAUGCCAAGGCGGCACAGCAGCAGCAAAAGGAGGAGAGCAGUGAUGACGACGCCGAGUUCAGUGGAAGCGACGACGAGGAGCGCGCCGAGUGGGAGCGGAGGAGGAGGGCCAAGGGGAAGAGGGCCUAGGCCUGAGGCUGGUUCUUUUUAUCUCUGGGCCAAGAGUCUUGUUUUCUGGCUUUUUUUUCUCGUUUACUUCGGCAUGGCUGCAUUUUUCAUAAUGGAGACGGCACAUCCUGAAUCCUGCAUGGCAUGGCAUUUCUGCUUUCUUUUGUUUCUUGUGAUAUUACGAGCACUGUCGAAUCUUGAAUGUAGACCGAGAACAGUGUUGGUGUUGGCGCUGAGGAGUGCGGCACCAUAGACGGUCGGCAAUAGUGGGCGUAUCCUUGACAUGUCGAGCUGGAAGCAUUGUGAUUCUCUGAUCUAUCAAAUGAUGAUUACCAAAAGAUAUCUGUUACUAAUUUAUGAUAACUAUGCCUAGGGGGUCAAUGUACCCCAUCUGGGAU
Molecule: messenger RNA, 1061 nt
Organism: Gaeumannomyces tritici R3-111a-1
Lineage: Eukaryota; Fungi; Ascomycota; Sordariomycetes; Magnaporthales; Magnaporthaceae
Product: ankyrin repeat protein
Exons: 3
Coding region: 1-684 (227 amino acids)
Molecular function (GO): protein binding
Source: RefSeq, a predicted model, not a curated record